Molecule: messenger RNA, 2450 nt
Organism: Stomoxys calcitrans (stable fly)
Lineage: Eukaryota; Metazoa; Arthropoda; Insecta; Diptera; Muscidae
Gene: Cdc45
Product: cell division control protein 45 homolog
Exons: 2
Coding region: 198-1940 (580 amino acids)
Biological process (GO): mitotic DNA replication preinitiation complex assembly; double-strand break repair via break-induced replication; DNA replication initiation
Cellular component (GO): DNA replication preinitiation complex
Molecular function (GO): DNA replication origin binding; chromatin binding; single-stranded DNA binding
Source: RefSeq, a predicted model, not a curated record
UCACAAUGUGGAUCUCAUUUCGCCAUCGCCACUAUUUGCAAGAAUAAUACAAAUAAAAACAUAAAGCUUACUUGAAACAUGCAUAAAACUUGAAAAUGCAUAUAAAAUAAAGUGAAUUGACCAACAACAGCCAACGAAAAUCCACUGACUACGACAAAUAAUUUUUUUUCUACUGAUCGACACCUAACAACAGAAUAAUGUUUAUUCAAGACCUUAGAGAUUUUUAUAAUCGUUUGAUUGGCAAAAGAAUUUUGAUUAUUGUUAACUAUGAUAUAGACGCCAUAUGUGCCAGUAAAAUACUGCAGGCCCUAUUCAAAUAUGAUCAUAUGCUGUACUCUGUGGUCCCCAUAAUGGGCAUGGCUGGAUUACAGAGAGCCUACACGGAACAUCAGGGCGAUGUAAAAUUUGUGUUGUUGUUAAAUUGCGGUGGCUGUGUUGAUGUAGUUGAACUGCUGCAGCCUGAGGAAGAUGUGACAUUUUUCAUAUGCGAUGCUCAUCGCCCGUUGGAUGUGUGCAAUAUAUACAGUGAUCGGCAGGUUUGCAUACUGGGUGAUCCAACGUUGGAAGAAAACAUACCUCCCUUUGAGUCUAUAUUUUGUGAAUCGGACGAUGAAGACGAAGAUGAUGAUGACGAUAAUGAAGACGAAGAUGAUGAGAUAAACGACAGUGGAGCUGGCGAAUCGGAUGCCGAAAAUGAAGAUGGCAAUGCUCGCCCCGAACCUCCUAAAAAACUAAGCCGCAUGGAGAAACAUGAGCAACGUAUUCUUAAGCAGCGGCAACGUCGUGCCUGGGAAAAUGAACGCGAUCGCAUAAUGUUUGAGUAUACACAGUACAGCUUUUAUGGCCGCUCAUCAGCACUCGCCAUUUUUGAAUUGGCUUGGAAAUUGUCUAAAGACAAUAUGGAUUUGCUAUGGUGGGCCAUUGUGGGCAUAACGGAGCAAUUGAUAUUGGGUAAAAUUGAAAGUAGUGCCUACACCUUGGAAAUAGACAACAUACAAUCACAUGUGUCACGUUUGACCCACAAAAUUAAUGACCAAAGUAAUUUGAGUGCAUCGAAGAUAAAUUUUGAAAAUGAUUUGCAUUUGGUUUUAUAUCGACAUUGGACUGUUACAGAGUCAAUGCGUUAUUCUAUGUACGUCGCUUGCAAGUUGAAGCUGUGGACCCUUAAGGGUGAAAAGAAACUGCACGAAUUACUCGUAGAAAUGGGUUUGCCAUUGAUACACGCCCGUCAAAUGUAUACCUCCAUGGAUCUGGUUUUGCGCCAAGAGUUCUAUUCCAUGGUCGAGGGAUUGGCUGAAAAAUAUGGGAUACCCGAUGUCAUUUAUGGCUCAUUUACACUACAAUAUGGCUAUCGCAAUCGCUACUCGGCGGCCGAUUAUGUUUAUGCUUUGUUGGCCAUAUUGGAAUCGGUGAAAAAGGAUAAAACACCUGAAGAUUGUUUCCUAGAAGCCUUAGAUGGACUGGGACGUAGCCACAAAGAUAUACUUAAUGCCGGUAUAGAGGGGUCAAAGCUAUUACAUCAGGCCAUUUUCAAACAAGUACAAAGUAGUUUAGAAGCCCACCAGGUGCAUUCGACUGGGUCAUUUUUCUAUUACAUACUAAAUGAGGAAAAUACUUUCUUUUCCUAUCCCUACGGCCUAAGCAUGUUGGCAAAAUUUCUGUUACAUGGUCAUGUGGCAGUGUCAAGAAGUCGCCAGGCGCCGGAUCUACCCAUGAUUGCCAGUUGCCCCAUCGAUGCCGAGAGGGGUCUUUGCCUGUUGGUGGGUAUACCACCAGUGCGUGAGAAUUCACCUAAAAAUUUCUUUGGCAAAGCAUUCGAGCAGGCUGCCCAGAAAUGUAAUGCGGCAAUUUUACAAGAUCACUUUGAAUCUUCACUUAUACAGAUACGACAGAAUGAUUUGACUCGUUUCCUAGAUGCGUUGACCGUAUUGCUUACAUAGUUAUCUAAAGAAGGUUUAUAUUGUUAGUUCUGAAGUAUAGUUUUAGCUUUUAGUAGUAUUUAUGUAUUCCAUUUUCUAGUGUCUUACGAUUUAAAAUAGUAAAAAAAACAAACAAAAUACAAAAUUUAACACAUUUUUUAUAUUAGUGGUUUCUUUUACAAUAGUUAAAAAAAAUUAAAAAUGUGUUACCUUUUCUCUUCUUGUUGUAACUUUCAUCAUAGCUAUACAUACAUAGAUUCUAAAACCAUAAUUUGUAUACAUAAUUUUUCGAGUUUUUAUGUUUUAAUGUUUAUACAAAUUGUUGUAAGAUCUUCUAAAUAAGUUAUUAUAGGACACGGAAAUAGAAAUAGCCACAUUGUUAAUACCUACAUAUAUAGAAUAGACAUAUGAUAUGCAACAAAUUAACAAUAAAUAAUAGUUUUUAAGUUUUUAACAGCUAUAAUUACAAAAAAACAAUCAUUAAUUAUUUUCAUUUCAAAUACAUCGAAAAAUAAUCAUCUCCAGCAUAAA